GGUUACCUGUGACUUCCCACUCUGCCAAGAAAACCCAAAUCGUCUAAACUUCAAAUUUCAAAGCUACUGUCUAGAAAGCCAUUCCAAGCAGCCCGCAACCAAAGCGGAUUCCCAUCAGCACAGCUCUGCAAGUGUUUUCUGUUUGAAGCAGAUCAAUGAAGAUUCCUGAUGCUUAGGGCUGCGACUCACUCUUGCAUUAAUGCAAGAUCAUUUUGUGAAUUGAAACUUUUAAUCUCAGAAUGAACUUUAGAAAAGACAUCCUGGUGUCCCGAGACUUUCUCUCUUUUUUUACGAAGUGGACACCGAUCUGUGACUCAUGUAGACAUUUUUUCCUAAUGUUAGUUUGGUAAUCUAUAAAGGUUUUAGAAGAAAAACAAAUCUCAAAAGAUCAUUAUUGUGAGCUCUCAACAAACCGAUUGAUUGCAUUCUGAGUCAUUCUCCAGUUUGAUGGGGUCCAUUCAAUUGGGAAGGUGGAGCACUGAGAGAGAUUAGCAUAUCCCCUUUCCCUCAAUCUGUGUUCAAGCGUGUCUUGCUUACUUUUUGCUUAAAGAGGGGGCAAGAAGAGGGGGUCGUGACUGACAUUAUAAAGGAAAAAUAACAGCAUCGCCUUCUUGGUUUGCAAAGGAUCUGCGUCUUCACAAGCUGCUACAAAACCACAGGCAACAACGGGGGAAGACCCUCAGAAGCAUUUAGUGGAGAUAACAAAGAUUGGGAUUUGUUUUUCUUUUUGAAAAUGAAACUUUGGACUUUUCUCCCCUUUCUCUUUUGGUUAUUGGUUUUAAACCUUGCUGUGGGAUCCGAGUGUGGGGCACCUCGGAGAACGGGGAGGUCUAAAAGGGACUUGGUGCGCGUAAGGGACGCUAGCAACUCCUUCCAAGGGGCUUGUGCCACCAGGUUGCCCCGGGGCAAACGAUCCUUGCCCGGAAUGGAUCGGCGAUUGCUCCGCCAGCAUCAUCGCUCCUCCCAGCCAGCGGAGAGCUCUCCCAGCCGGGGCAAGGCUGUUUAUUUUACCGGGAAAAGGGACCAGCUGCGGUUAAAGCCGAGUACAGAGAUACCAAGAGGAAAUUUCACCCUAGAAAUGUGGAUCAAACCCGAAGGGGGGCAGAGAUCUCCGGCAGUAAUUGCAGGGCUGUAUGACAAAUGCUCCCAUACCUCCAGUGACCGAGGAUGGCUUCUUGGAAUACAGGCAGUGAGCGAGCAGGGCAACAGGGACCCACGCUUUUUCUUUUCCAUGAAAACAGACCGAGCCAGGAAGGCAACCAUCAUCACUGCCAACCAGAGGUACCUUCCCAACCAGUGGACUCACCUAUCGGUGACCUACAGUGGGCAUCAGAUGAAGCUCUUUGUGAAUGGGGCCCAGGUGGCUGUGAGUCGGGAACAAGUAGGGGAAAUAUUCAGCCCUUUGACCAAAAAAUGUAAAGUCCUCCUAAUCGGAGGGAAUGCUUUGAAUCACAACUACAGGGGCUACCUGGAGUAUCUGAAUCUGUGGAAGACAGCACGGACCCACAAGGAGAUAGCUGCGGAUAUGAAGAGUCGCAUCUGGGAGCAAAUGGAUGAUCUACCUGAACUCAUUCAUCACGAGAACUUCCAAAAAAUAGCCAACAAGUGGGUGAAUGUCAAAGAUGGAGGCUAUCCGUGGGCAGAGGAGAGUUGCGUGAGCGGCGGGAUGUUGGAUACCACCCUAGAGCCCCCCGUGUGCGGGCAGACCAUCUGUGACAACGUGGAGGUCAUCACCAACUACAACAAGUUCUGGAGCUUCCGCAAGCACAAGGUGGUCCGCUACCGGGUUGUGAACGUGUACGACGAUGAGCAGCAGAGGCCGACCGUCACCAAGCAGCAGAUCGACCUGCAGCACCAGCACCUGGUCACUGCCUUCAGCAAGCACAACAUCACCUGGGAGCUCAGCGUCUUGAACAUCAGGAACUCCUCCCUGAGGAACCGCCUCAUUCUGGCCAACUGCGACAUCAGCAAAAUCGGGGACGAGAAUUGCGACCCGGAGUGCAACCACACGCUGACGGGAUUUGAUGGAGGGGAUUGCAAAAGGCAGUGGUACAUGCGCUACUCCAAGAAGUCUGGCAAUGGGGUGUGCGACAUGGAGUGCAAUGUGGAGCCACAUAAUUACGAUGGGGGGGACUGCUGCAAUCCCAACAUCACAGACGUCACCAAGACCUGCUUUAACCCCAUGUCCCAUCUCAGGGCAUAUCUGGAUGUCAAAGAGCUGAAAAGUAUUCUGAAGCUGGACGGCUCGACACAUCUCAACAUCUUCUUUGCCAACUCUUCUGAUGAGGAUCUGGCGGGGAUGGCCACUUGGCCCUGGGAUAAAGAGGCACGAACGCAUUUAGGUGGCAUUGUGCUGAACCCUUCCUUUUACGGGACCUUUGGCCACACCCACACGAUGAUACACGAGAUUGGCCACAGCCUGGGUCUGUAUCACGUGUUCCGGGGGAUCUCGGAGAUCGAGUCCUGCAACGACCCCUGUCUGGAGACCGAGCCCUCCCUGGAGACGGGGGACCUGUGUGCUGACACCAACCCCACCCCCAAGUUCAAGCACUGCCGGGACCCUGAGCCAGGCAACGACACCUGUGGACGCAGCCGCUUCAGCAACACGCCCUUCGACAACUUCAUGAGCUACGCAGAUGAUGACUGCACUGAUUCCUUCACGCUCAAUCAAGUCUCCAGAAUGCACUGCUACUUGGAUCUUAUCUACCAAUCUUGGCAGCCGGGCACAAAGCCCGCCCCCAUCGCCAUCGCUCCUCAAGUGGUGGACCAGACGGCAGAGGCGCUGACAGUCGAGUGGUUUCCUCCAAUCGACGGGCAAGUCUAUGACAGAGAAGUGGGAUCAGCAUGUGACAGAUGCAUGGAGGGUGGAGUUCUGAUGCAGUACGCCUUCAACGCCUCAUCUCCCAAGCCAUGCGCCCCUUCUGGAAACUGGAGUCCCCGCCAAGCAGAAGGUCCCCCCGAUGUGGAGCAGGCCUGUGAGACGAGUGUGCGGACGUGGAGCCCAUACGCUGGGGUGGACCAGCAGACUGUGCCCCCGGCCUGUCCUGAACCCCAGGGCUGCAUGCUGCAGCUGGAGUUCCGCUACCCUCUGGUCGCUGACUCCUUGACUGUCUGGGUCACUUACAUGGAAGGUACUGCCUCUGGAGCCGUCACCAACAUCAAGCUGCUGACCGUGUCCGGCAACACGGUGCCCCUCGGGCCCCAGACUGUCUUCUGCGAGGUUCCCUUGACCGUGAAGCUGUCUGUGAGUGAGGAGGUUUACGCUGUCCAGAUCUACACCAUGGACGAGCAGCUGGAAAUCGACGCCGCUCUGCUUAGCUCCACGCCACACAGCCCCCUCUGUAUGCAGUGCAAGCCCAUGCAGUACAAAGUGAUCCGGGAUCCCCCCUUUCCAAACAGGCCAAGCGUCACGGUGUCAGACCUGAGCCGGAGAUACGUCGACAGGGAAGUGGAGCCUGGUUUGGUCUACACGUAUCAAGUGCUUUCUGUCUUGAGGUCAGCCGAGAGUGAGCCCUCCCCAGCUCUCACACAUCAGCUUGGAUCUGCCUACUGUGGAGAUGGGCGCAUUCAGAGACAUCUGGGGGAGCAGUGUGAUGACAUGAACAAAGCCAACGGAGAUGGCUGCUCCAGACAAUGUAGAAAGGAGCCAGGGUUCAACUGUGUCGAUGAGCCUAGUCAGUGUUAUUUCUUUGAUGGUGACGGGGUCUGUGAGGAGUUUGAGAGGCAGACGAGUGUGCAGGACUGCGGUCUCUACACUCCCAGUGGCUUCCUGGAUCAGUGGGCCUCCAGCGUGGAAACCUCGGAUCAGAACAACCCGCACUGCCCCGCACAGGUCAUGAUCGGAUACCCGGCCGCCACGAAGGUUUGCCAAACCAAAGUAUUUGAUCUAAGUGAGGGGGUCUCCCAGUAUGCCUGGUUCCCUUGUGGGGAUCCUGCCCAACAGCAGUCCUUGAUGAGGUCCACUUACUGGCUGAAGGCUUAUUUUGCCCAUCCAAUGGUGGCAGCUGCAGUCAUUAUUCACCUGGCUGCAGAUGGGACCAGCUUUAUGGACCAAAGUCAGAAGAGCAUUACAGUGCAGCUGGUUGAUACCAAGGAUCAGACUCACGACCUGGGGUUCCAGGUUCUGAGCUGCCGGAACAACCCCCUGGUCAUCCCAGUCAUUCAUGACCUCAGCCUGCCUUUCUAUCGGACGAAAGCCAUCACCAUUGCCUUUUCAUCCGCGUAUGUUGCCAUCUCCGGGGUGGCCCUGCGCUCCUUCCAAAACUUUGACCCCAUCACUAUCAGCAGCUGCCAGAACGAUGAGAUCUACAGUCCCACGGGGCAAAGUUGCGUUCAUUAUUCUUGUGAGGCCACUGAAUGCCAAGAGCCGCUCAUCAAAAAUGCAGAUCUGGACUGUGUCAGCCGGGAUUUCUUCAACGGUGACCAGUGCACUCUGACCUGUCACCGAGGCUAUGUGCUGCAGCUGCACCGGGACGAUGACAUCAUAAAGAGCCAGUCGACGUCCACAGUGACAAUGACCUGCACAGAUGGGAACUGGAACAAAGAGGUCACCUGCGAGCCUGUGGACUGUGGAAUCCCAGACAAGUACCACGUUUACCCGGCUGCUUUCCACUGUCCAGAGGGGACCACGUUUGGCAAGAAGUGCUGGUUUCAAUGCAAGGACCCUGCCCAGCUUCGAGGGACCAAUAACACUCUGGCCUGCAUGGAGGAUGCACUCUGGUCUUUCCCCGAGGCACUCUGUGAGCUCAUGUGCCUGGCUCCUCCCCCUGUGCCCAACGCUAUCCUGCAGACCUCCCGUUGCCGUGCCAACGGACACAAGGUUGGCUCCUUCUGCAAGUACAAAUGCAAGCCAGGCUACCACAUCCCCGGCCUCUCCAAAACAGCAAUAAAGAGGGCAUUUAAAACUCAAUGCACUGAGGAUGGCAGCUGGCAGGAAGGAGCUUGUGUUCCGGUGACCUGUGACCCCCCGUCCGCAGUGUUCCACGGGCUGUACCAAUGCAGCAACGGCUUUAACUUCAACAGCGCCUGUCGCAUCAACUGCAACGAGGGAGGGAACAAAACUAAGGGACCAAAUAACAACUUGAUCCGCUGCAGGAAGGAUGGCAACUGGAGCGGCUCUUUCCAUAUCUGCAAGACGUGGCAAGGAGAGUGUCCACUGGCACGCAUUCCCAACCACAGCGUCAGACUCAACUGCCAUGAGGGACACGGCAUAGGUUCAAAGUGUGUGCCAUCCUGCAUAGAUGCCAACAGCAGCCCGGUGGUGUUACCUAGCAACAUGACAUCACAGGAUGUGGAGCACUGGAGGAACCCCCCAAAAGCACAGAGUGUUGUCUGCACUGGGGGGCUCAAGUGGUAUCCUCAUCCAGAAACGGUUCACUGCAUCAAAGGUUGUGAGCCAUUCAUGGGCGAUAAUUACUGCGACGCAAUCAACAACCGAGCCUUCUGCAACUACGAUGGAGGAGACUGCUGUGCCUCUACGGUGAAAACUAAAAAGGUUAUUCCCUUCCCUAUGACCUGUGAUCUUCAAACAGACUGCUCGUGCAGAGACCCUGCUGCCCAGGAGAACAGCAUGGCAGGGCAGCAGCGUUUCCUGGGCUGAGGCAAGCCUGGGGGUCACGGCAGACUGGGAGAGCCAUACAUUCGUUUUACAUGCUGCUUACAGGAGGCCCACUCCACUCAUAACCAAUCACACUGUCAGAUGUCGACUGGUCUGCCUUUCUUUUUUUCACCAGGAAAAAAAAAAGACUAAAGUGGGUAAUAACAUAACAAAUGACUUCAAAGAAUGAAUGAAGCAAAGCCUGGAUAGCAUGUUGUUGCAUAUAGUGUUGUGCCUGCUUUAGUAGCCAUUGCUGGCUGUGCUAUAACCUUAAACAACUUUUAAAGGACGACAAAACACAAGACAACAUCAUCAACAACAACAACAAAUGCAUAUCCAACUCAAGUCAAAAACUGUUCUCCUCGGGAUGCAGAUUUUAAAAUGAUGGCAAAAAAGUACUGGAGGGUGAAUAAACAGCUCACAGGCAGACCUAAUUGGAGUCAGGUUCCUCAGCCUCUGGAUACAAGCUAUUCUCAGCCAGUGUUAGAAAGGUGAAAUGAUAUUGUUCAUUUCUCGACCACACUGUUUCAUUAGACGAGGGAGGGAAUUCAGUGGUGUUCUGAGAAAGCCAUGCUGAGCAGGUAGUGGGAUAUCAACCCGAUAAGCUGCUGUUAGUUCAGAAGUAGCAUCAAAUGAGCUAUGCCACUAAAAAUCCCUUCAAUUUACAGUACAACCUGUUCUCCAGGAUCCUAGACAACCUUAGCAAAACAGACACUAGUGUAGCUUAUCAGUAGCAAUCAAUUUUGGCUUGACCUAGGCCCAUUUGAAAAGGAGGCUCCUGACUUGAGAGAAAUGUCAGAGGUCAGAGAUUGGGGCUCUGGGGUCAAACUUGACCAAUCACUGAACCCACAAACCCCUCCCUCUCUCCCCACUGGCUUACCACUGAAGAACUGACCACCAAUUUUGGUCUGGAUGAGCUGAGGAGGGAAAAAAAGUGUGAGGAUUGUUCAGAGACUGAAAAACAGAUCGAAUGCAAAACAAUAAGACAAAGGGAUUCCGAAAGAGAGCCAGCUGUAUACGCGUGGCUGCUGCUGCUACUCUUGCUGCUAUUUACCACACAACUUUCUCCAAACCAUUGUAGGAAAGGAUGACAACAAUCCCAGACUUUGAACAAUCUGCAUUCAAGCUUACCUCUAAUCUUGCUUUUACCUAAGCUGGUUUUUUUCUUGAGUAUCGGCUAAACCAUACACCAACAGCCCCAAGAACUUGUUCUGAGCUCCACUUUAUACCCAUACAGUACAGUCUAGGCAGGGACUCAGACUGAUGAGUGGGAAUUGAGCAGGAGUUUAUUUAAAAAAAAAAAAAAAAAACAGUCCAAUAGACAAAUGUUUCGACAAGGUGGUGUGUGUAUUUAGUGUUUCCAUUGUUUUUAUUUUUUAUUUAAUUAAUUUUUUUUUUUUUUUUGUAUGGCAUUGAGAAAGACAUCCAAACAUCUGUCUACUGGACAAAGUUUAUUUUAUUGUGGAUAUGGAUGAAAAGAAAAACUUUGCUUUUAAGAUUAACUGGUUUUAUAAUGCAGUAUAGACUCUCUGAAACAAACAAGCAGCAGCACUGUGGUUGAAUGAUAAAGUAGGAAGCAUCUCUUAGAAAACACUGUGAAUUGCUAUGGAGAACUGAUGAGGCACCUCCUCACUGAGCUUUGUCCCUGAGUGAACUGUGAGCAGGCAGCUUCCAAACGAGAAGUGUUCUGAAGAAUAAAGGCAGGUGUACAAUGAUUUCUUCCGUCCUUUAAGACAGAUGCAUUUCUAGUGUUCUAGCUAUAGGUAGCAAUCACACUCACAGUAACCAUUUCUUACAAAUGUUCAUUAGUUUGGUUACUGACUACAUUCAGCCCUGGCUGAAUGUAGUUAGUAAUCUCAGCUCAGUACUAUACCUGCACUGACAGCAGUAGUGCUGGCCUGCCCCCCACCUUUGUCAAGCUGUUUCUCAUCUCAGCCAUUAUUUUCUAGUGUUAAAACUGUAGUUUUCUCUACAUCUUUAUAGCGACCUCAAGAAUGUAAUAAUAACAAAUAUACAACAGCAUACUCAGUGGAGAUAACAGUAGAGGAAUAUCUUUGUGGGCAGUCUGUAUUCAGUUGUCCACAUGUCAUAAUCACACACUAGGCUAGUUUACAUUCAGUCGAUGGGGAUCUCUGAAGAGCUUCUAUGCUGCGAAAGGGUUUCAAUUGCAAAGUACAGGACUCUUCUCUCUUGGCCCAGCAGUAUCCAAGUCCAGCCUCAAAGGAGUUUCCAGUUGAGCAAUGGCUGCUGUACUACAGUGUUGACUAACUUCUUCUUUUAUUCAAUGCUACUUUUUCUUUUUGUUCCUUUUUUUUUUUUUUUUUUUACUUGGAACAAAGCCUAACACGGUUAGUUUUUGCAUCAAUUCAAUACUGUGUUAAUUAUUGUGCAAACACUUUUGCACCUCAUUAUUAAUCUGGAUCAUUGUCUUUCUUUCUGUAGUGGAUAGUGCAAGUUCACUUCAGUUGGGCAUCCACACCAAAGCUGAAGCAUGGAAGCCAGAGAGGCCAUUAGCUUUAAAACAGGUCCUGUUGCAUUCAGAUAGUCUCACAGAGCCUUGAACUUGAUUGAGGCACACAAGCCCUUUCACGGGCUGAUGCAGUAUCGGGGCCUGGACCUCUCCCCAGGUCUUUUGGUGCUGAGGCUCAUGUGAAGUGUCUUGUUCACUGGGAUGGUGUUCUUUGUGUAGACAAGUAAGAUCAUUGCUUGUUUUCCUAUGAAUUCCUGAGCUGCAUUUAGUUACAUUUGAAUUGGGGGCUGUUUUGAGACACUCCCUCGCAG
Molecule: messenger RNA, 8377 nt
Organism: Acipenser ruthenus (sterlet)
Lineage: Eukaryota; Metazoa; Chordata; Actinopteri; Acipenseriformes; Acipenseridae
Product: pappalysin-1-like
Exons: 22
Coding region: 734-5599 (1621 amino acids)
Molecular function (GO): metallopeptidase activity
Source: RefSeq, a predicted model, not a curated record